Molecule: messenger RNA, 594 nt
Organism: Ostrea edulis (European flat oyster)
Lineage: Eukaryota; Metazoa; Mollusca; Bivalvia; Ostreida; Ostreidae
Product: asialoglycoprotein receptor 2-like
Exons: 5
Coding region: 54-545 (163 amino acids)
Molecular function (GO): signaling receptor activity
Source: RefSeq, a predicted model, not a curated record
AUAUAUCGUGUUGUGUAAAUAAAGUAGGUCUCGAUUUCAAAGAGAAAGAGAGUAUGACAGUUCAGUUACAGAUACUUACUUUAGUGGCAUGCUUUUGCUUUUUUGAAAACUGCAAAGGCGAUGGCUGCCACUCGGGGUGGAUUGCUUUCGGAGAGAAAUGUUACAUGCUAUCGCGCAUGCCUGAACCUUGGGCUACAGCCUCGAGUUACUGUCAGUCAUAUCACGGAAAAUUAACCGAACCGACUACACAGGAGGAAGUGACAUUUCUUGCUAAUCACGUUCACCAGCUAAAGAUGUUCUUUUGGAUUGGAGUAAGUGACGUCAUUGUUGAGAACCAAUGGAUUUACUCUUCCACACAAACCAACUUAACAGUCAGCAACUGGAAGCACGGACAACCAGACGGACAUUCCGGAGAAAACUGUGCAUUGAUGGACGGACAUUCGAAUGGACAGUGGAGAGAUUGGAACUGCAAUUCCUCUCUGAGAUUCAUUUGUGAAAAGUAUAUAGAAGAAAGCACCCCGCCAUCUUCUCAAAUAAUAGGAUGACGUGAUAAUGUAUAAUGCUGGUAUUAAAGUGUGUUCAGUAACGACUUGA